Messenger RNA from Neomonachus schauinslandi (Hawaiian monk seal), 2303 nucleotides. RefSeq names its product integrin linked kinase (gene ILK). The transcript is spliced from 13 exons. Gene Ontology annotation, molecular function: ATP binding; protein kinase activity; protein binding. Gene Ontology annotation, biological process: protein phosphorylation; integrin-mediated signaling pathway; cell-matrix adhesion. Lineage: Eukaryota; Metazoa; Chordata; Mammalia; Carnivora; Phocidae. The record is from RefSeq and is a predicted model, not a curated record. Gene Ontology annotation, cellular component: stress fiber; focal adhesion. The coding region runs from base 476 to 1834 and encodes 452 amino acids.
GCUCCCUGCAGGGCCGCUCACCUUGAUUUGCGAAGCUGAGGCGGGCCGAGGCCGCGAGGCUACAGGCGGGAGACCCGCGGCUACUGGAGCCUCCUCGGCCCACUCCGGCUCCUCAAACAUGCCGGUGGGGUGGAUGAAGUCGCGGGAUCCACACAACUCUCCACGUGCAGAGCGCGUCUCUAGCGAACCGAGGGCCCGGAGCCGCCGAUACUGAGCCGGAAACCAAAGAGUGAAGCAUGGGUAGCUAGAGCGGUCGACGCGGCGCCGGAAACCAUCGAGUUUAGGCACUGCUGGCUAGAAGGGCAAGGGAGGCGAGAGGGAGGGAGGAAUGGGGGCCCGCGCUGGCCAGAGAGGGCCAGGGGCGGGGCCGGGCGGCGGGCGCGGCCGGACGGGAGUUCCCCGAAGAAGGCUCCUCCGGUCCGAGUCCCGUUGGCAGGCUUCCCCAAUCUAGGGGACUCAGCGCCGGGACGCUGCUAUGGACGACAUUUUCACUCAGUGCCGGGAGGGCAACGCAGUGGCCGUUCGCUUGUGGCUGGACAACACGGAGAACGACCUCAACCAGGGGGAUGAUCAUGGCUUCUCCCCCUUGCACUGGGCCUGCCGAGAGGGCCGUUCUGCUGUGGUUGAGAUGCUUAUCAUGCGGGGGGCACGAAUCAAUGUGAUGAAUCGUGGGGAUGACACCCCCCUGCACCUGGCAGCCAGUCAUGGACACCGUGAUAUUGUGCAGAAGCUGCUGCAGUAUAAAGCUGACAUCAAUGCAGUGAAUGAGCAUGGAAAUGUGCCCUUGCACUAUGCCUGUUUUUGGGGCCAAGAUCAGGUUGCAGAGGACCUGGUGGCUAAUGGGGCCCUUGUCAGCAUUUGUAACAAGUAUGGAGAGAUGCCUGUGGACAAAGCCAAGGCACCCCUGAGAGAGCUCCUCCGAGAGCGGGCAGAGAAGAUGGGCCAAAACCUUAACCGUAUUCCAUACAAGGACACAUUCUGGAAGGGAACCACCCGUACUCGGCCCCGAAAUGGGACUCUGAACAAACACUCCGGCAUUGACUUCAAACAGCUCAACUUUCUGGCGAAGCUCAACGAGAAUCACUCUGGAGAGCUAUGGAAGGGCCGUUGGCAGGGUAAUGACAUCGUCGUGAAGGUGUUAAAGGUUCGAGACUGGAGUACCAGGAAGAGCAGGGACUUCAACGAGGAGUGUCCCCGUCUCAGGAUUUUCUCGCAUCCAAAUGUGCUCCCAGUGCUAGGUGCCUGUCAGUCUCCACCUGCUCCUCACCCCACCCUCAUCACACAUUGGAUGCCAUAUGGAUCCCUGUACAAUGUAUUACACGAAGGCACCAAUUUUGUUGUGGACCAGAGCCAGGCUGUGAAGUUUGCAUUGGACAUGGCAAGGGGCAUGGCCUUCCUACAUACAUUAGAGCCCCUCAUCCCACGACAUGCACUCAAUAGCCGUAGUGUAAUGAUUGAUGAGGACAUGACUGCCCGAAUCAGCAUGGCCGACGUCAAGUUUUCCUUCCAGUGCCCUGGGCGUAUGUAUGCACCUGCCUGGGUGGCCCCUGAAGCUCUGCAGAAGAAGCCUGAAGAUACAAACAGACGCUCAGCAGACAUGUGGAGUUUUGCAGUGCUUCUGUGGGAACUGGUGACACGGGAGGUACCAUUUGCUGACCUCUCCAACAUGGAGAUUGGAAUGAAGGUGGCACUGGAAGGCCUUCGGCCUACCAUCCCACCAGGCAUUUCCCCCCAUGUGUGUAAGCUCAUGAAGAUAUGCAUGAAUGAAGACCCUGCUAAGCGGCCCAAGUUUGACAUGAUUGUGCCUAUCCUGGAGAAGAUGCAGGACAAGUAGAGCCGGAAAGCCCUUGCCUAAACUCCAGAGGUGUCAGGACACGGUUAGGGGAGUAUGUCUCCCCAAAGCAGCAGGCCCCUGGUUGCCUCCCCUGCCUCCAGUCAUGGUACUACCCCAGCCAUGGGGCCCAUCCCCUGCCCCCAUCCCUACCACUGCAGCCCCCAAAGGGGCUAGGCUCAGAGCUUUGUCACUUGCCACACGGUAUCUCCCAGCAUGGGAGGGACCAGCCCUGCCUGUCACAAUAAAGUUUAUUACGAAAACAGGCUGGUGUGGGGACAAGGGGACAGACAAGUACAUUUAGGUUGGGUGGCUCAGGUGAAGUAGUGCGGCUUCUUCACAUUGAUGCCGUACUCGCUGAGGGCAGGGGUCAAGUCCUCCAUGGUUAGAGUGUACUUGCGGUCCUGAGGGAAGAGGGAAGAGCACCAGCUGAGCACAGGAAUCCCAGAUUUCAAUCCCAGGUGGGUGACCC